CCUAACCUGGCCGACCAGCCGACCACCGCCUUGUUUCUGUGCUUGGGCCAACACACACCCGUUGCGGACUCAACCGGCCCUCAUGUCACUGCCUCCGCCACUGCGCAGUGCUCCUUAAUUUCGUAGUUAACCAGUUACACGCCCUACUUAGCUCCUCGCAACGCCCCCCAGCAGCACGACUAGUCGAAGACGCUCUUCCAACCUCAGCGGGCAUUCGCUGCAUCCCGCUCGCUUAUCUCCGCGUGGCACACGCAGGUCGUGCGAGCUGCUAGAGCCUUCGGCUUGACUGUCGCUGGCACCGCAGCGCCCACCUCGCGGAAAUCGAACUCCUUGCCCAAAAGAGGUUCCUCUUCGCGGGCACCGAGCCAUCACUCCACGCCCUUUCCAGCGCAGCGAGAUGUCACCGCUUGACGAGACGAUGAGGAGAAGCCGGGGAGAGAAGGGUGCAGCGCCGGGCAGGUCUAGAAUUACGCCGCCCAGUUCCCGCGCGCAGCGAGCGAGAGCCGUCAACGCGAACUGGUGGACGCCCAGACGAGAGUUUGGUCGCACGAAUUCCCCGCCCUAUUCAUCCACUGCGGGAUCGCCCUUGCCAAUUCCCGCCGGAACCACGUCCCUCCGAGUUCCAGCCCUCGUUAUUGUCACCAUGGUUAUUAGCACAUGCAUGGUGUCUCCUGCAACUGCGGCGCGAUCCCUGCCAUCGUCCGAGGUGGUGCAGAGCAUAGCCUUGCGGAAGCGCCAAGUGACCGAGGCGGAUGUACGGGGUAUGGGCGCGUGGGCACGACAGCGCGCCGUGCAAUUCGAUAUUAGCGGGAUGGCGAACGCGACCAGCUCGGAGUACAUGGCGGACAUUCUGGCGGUGGCGACGGCCCCGGCGGUGCGGCUGAGCAACUACCUGAACAUGCAGUUCUUCGGCACCGUCAGCAUCGGCACCCCGCCGCAGCGCUUCUCCAUGCUCUUCGACACCGGCUCCUCCGACACCUGGGUGCCCUCCACCGCCUGCCGCGCUAAUAUAGCGUGCUACACGCACAGCCGGUUCAACAGCUCCAGUUCCAGGACGUUCAAGCCCACUGGGCGCACGGUGUACAUCACGUACUUGUCGGGCAAGGUGAAGGGCGCGCAGGGCAUAGACACCGUCACCAUCGGCCGCACCAAGGUCACCAACCAGGCCAUCACGGAGGCCACGUGGCUGCCGGGGUCGGCGAACCUGGGGUCGCGGUUCGACGGCAUCGUGGGGCUGGGGCCCGUCAAGGCCGCCAAACACCAGAGCACCCCGCUCUGGAAGAGCAUGCAGGCGCAGGGGCUGCUGCGCAAGCCGCUCUUCUCCUUCUGGAUGAACCAGAAUGGCGGCAGCAAGGCGGGCGGCGAGGUCGUCUUCGGGGGGGUCAACCCUGCGCGCUACUCGGGCGCGCACACCUUCACACCCGUCGUGGGCAGCGGCAGAUACUGGAACAUUCGGAUGGGCAAGGUCAAGAUGGGCCCCAUGACCAUUUCCACGUGCAGCGGGGGCUGUGACGCAGUGCCUGACACGGGCACUUCACUCAUCAUUGGGCCCACGGCCGCCAUCCAGCAAAUCUACUCUCAAAUGGGCGUCUCCAUGUGCUCCUCUCCUCCAUGUGCGGUGCCAUGCAGUCAGAUCGGGUUGCUGCCAGUGCUGUCGUUCACCAUCGAGGGCCGCACCUUCACCCUGUCGGGCCGCCAGUACGUGCUGCAGGUGGCGCAGCCCAGGGGCACGCGCACAGGAGGAGGGGCGCAGAGCAGCGGCGGCACGGCGUGCUUUGCGGCGUUCGUGGGCAUGGACUUCGCCGUCUCGCCGCACGGCCACGCAUGGAUACUGGGAGACACAUUUCUGAUGGCAUAUCACUCCAUCUUCCACUUCGGCAACCCCAUGCGCGUCGGCUUUGCUACCUCCAGAUAAGGCACUCUCUGCACCGGACAAGAUGCCUUGACCGGUGGAAUAAGGCACACACACUACCAUGGCACAACUGGCAAUAAGGAACCCAGCCUUCAUUAAAAAAAAAAAAAAAACAAGAGGCGACUAAAUCGUCUUAGGGUUGCGGAGCUAUCUUUGCCGGUUUGACAAAUUGAAUAAUGUUUUCUAGCAUUUUACAUCGAGAUUAUGACUAUUAUCAUUUGAUGUGAUAUUAAUUUACAAUUUUGCAUCA
Closterium sp. NIES-67 is the source of this 2162-nucleotide messenger RNA. The record is from the annotation of a GenBank genome assembly. Lineage: Eukaryota; Viridiplantae; Streptophyta; Zygnematophyceae; Desmidiales; Closteriaceae.